AUGGAGGAGCAACGAAAGCGCGGGAAGGAGGAGGUGGUGAGCGAUCAAGAUACUGAUUCGGAUGUGAUCGAAAUCGGCAGCUCUCGUUCAGAUGGAGGUAAGAGACGGCGUCCCACCACGCCUCCCGAUUUGCACGAUGUUGUGGUGCUGGAGGAGGCUAGUGAUAUCGAUCACACAAGACCAACGAGAUCAAGAAGGAGGAAGAAGAAAUCGACAUCGAGGCCGCCAACGCCACCCCAUGUGGAGCAGCAUUACAUCUCCUCUUCGGGAGAAAGCGAGGAAGAUGAAGAUGAACGAGAGGAGCGCGAAGCGAAAGAGGCCGGCCUCUACUACUGUGGCCCACAGGACCCCUACCCUGCUGUUUUCGAAGAUGACGCAGCCUCGACUCGAGCACCCGAAGAUGAAGGUUUCCUCUCGCUGCGCGACCUCGAAGAAGCCAACACCACCGCAACGCACCCGGGUAAUGGCCUUGCCGCCGACUACGACGACGGGAUCGAGUGGCGCGAGUGCGCCAUCUGUCUGAGCCGGCCCACGAGACGCGACGGGGCGGUGGUGGAGGGCUGCUACCACAGCUUCUGCUUCGUGUGCAUCGCGCACUGGGCCGCCCUCAACCCGGCCUGCCCGCUGUGCAAGCGCCGCUUCAACGCCGUCCUGCACGAUCUCCGCCUCAUGCCAGGACCCGCCGCGCGCCUCCACUUCCGACGCUACAGCUUGGCCGACGCCGCCGCAGCUGCAGCCGUCGUCUCGCCUUCGUCGUCUCACGCCGCCACACGCAACGUUGCCAGCCGAGCAAGAGCGUCGGUUGCGGCGACGAGUACCCGCGAUGUGGCGGUCGGCAUCCUUCAAGCGUCGACGCACAAGGCCUCGGGGGAGAUGAGCUACGGCGGCAGUGCACCCAGUGCUUCCGACACGGACGUGGAUCGGCGGCGGCGGGUGUACGCUCGCUGUUUGCGCGCCGUGCCACCGGCGGCCCUCACAACAGCGUCGUCAGAGGGGCCAGGCAGCAGUCUGGAGCUGGCCUUUGCCCGACGGUUGCCCGACGUUGCGCGCGAGUGGGAGACCAAGCUCAAGCCGUGGGUGGUGCGCGAGCUGCAGGCCGUGCUAGAGGAAGACGACGUGGAUCUGUUGGCAAUCAUGACGCGCUCCCUCCUCGACGACUACGCCGCGGCCGAAUCAACGCCGCCACCGCCGGCAAGAAGAAGACCACCACUACAGCAACCGCGGCACGAGCAUCUGCCAGCAGCACAACCGCCGACGAACGCGCAGCGCAGGUGGCCUGGGGGGAGCUCCGCGCGCGACUGGAAGAGUUCCUCGUCGACGACGCCGGUAUCUUCCUUCACGAACUCCUGUGCUUCGCCGUGUCGCCGUGUCGAGACAUGA
Acanthamoeba castellanii str. Neff is the source of this 1380-nucleotide messenger RNA. Its product is annotated as zinc finger, C3HC4 type (RING finger) domain containing protein. The coding region runs from base 1 to 1380 and encodes 459 amino acids. Gene Ontology annotation, biological process: protein polyubiquitination; protein monoubiquitination. The record is from RefSeq and is a predicted model, not a curated record. The transcript has a single exon. Gene Ontology annotation, molecular function: ubiquitin protein ligase activity. NCBI's taxonomy places the organism in Eukaryota, Discosea, Longamoebia, Acanthamoebidae.